Molecule: messenger RNA, 648 nt
Organism: Verruconis gallopava
Lineage: Eukaryota; Fungi; Ascomycota; Dothideomycetes; Venturiales; Sympoventuriaceae
Exons: 2
Coding region: 1-369 (122 amino acids)
Source: RefSeq, a predicted model, not a curated record
AUGUCGGAGCAUAUCACGCCCGGCCACUCGUUCAAGGCCGUCAUUCGUCGCUGCAAGUCUCAGAAAAACAAGCAUGCGUUCUUCUUCGAGCGUGCUACUCGAGCCGUCGUUGCCCCACGUCCACGGAUGCUUUUUGCCUGGUCGAGCAACCUCGCUGAUGACGGGCAAGCAAGGGCGGUCUGGACGCCAGCGGACUCCGUCUCACCACCCGCAAACGUCGGAGAGCCUGUUCGAGAAUCAUUUGACGGACACUUCACUGAGUCUGCUGGAUGCGUUGCCAAAUCAGGCGUGCUUGUAGAACCAGCCGCAGGGGACACUCGUCAACAAUGGACACAGCAGAGACGAUGGAAGUGCCCAAUCUCACUGUGAGAAAAGCCUCGUUCCAGGCCUGGCGGGAUUGGCGGUGCCUUGCAGCUUUUGGAAGGGCCCGCUGUGACCUAGACGCGCGGGAUGCUCUGAUACGAACAGCAACGACCAUGACCACGACGACGACGACGACGACGACGACGGGCAGUCUCGACGCCCCGUGGUCGGUAACGAAGACGAGGACCCAAACCUAGGUCGACACUUGCAGAGCCCGGACCUAGCAUAGGUCGCUACGUUGGUAGGAACCAGGAACGGUUGCCAUGUGCCAUUUUCAUCUGGCGC